AUGGCAGCAGACUACAGCACCGCCCCGUCCAGCGCAGUCAAGAUCCCGGAACCAUUCCGCAUUGAAAUCCCAGAGCAGCAGCUUGGAGAGUUCAAGACGCUGCUGAGAUUGUCGAAGAUCCCCAUGCCAACAUACGAGAGUACGCAGGAAGAUGGAAGAUUUGGAAUUAGCCAUAAAUGGAUGAUGGAGGCGAAGAGGUUUUGGGAGGAGGAGUUCGAUUGGCGGAAGAGCGAAGAUUACAUCAACUCCUUCCCCAACUUUAUUGCAACUGUCCAUCUGCCUGUCAAGAAAGAGCUAUCCAAAGUGCAUUUCGUCGCUCUAUUCUCUCACAAGCCCGAUGCUGUUCCGAUCGCUCUAUUCCAUGGCUGGCCAGGGAGCUUCCUCGAAUUCCUCCCCCUCCUCACUCUAAUGAAGGAGAAAUAUACACCCCAAACCCUCCCCUAUCAUUUGAUCGUCCCCUCGUUGCCAGGCUAUGCCUUCUCCUCCCCACCACCAUUAACCCGCGAUUUCAAUUGUACUGAUGUUUCCAACAUCAUGAACCAACUCAUGCUGGAUCUUGGAUUUGGGCCGUCAGGCUAUCUGGCCCAGGGAGGUGAUCUUGGGAGCUUUGUGGCGAGAGGUUUGAGCACGGAGCAUGAGGCGUGUAAAGCAAUCCACGUAAAUUUCUACAUAGCACCUACCCUUACCACAGCCCCCGAAGGAAUCCCCUCUGAACCCCCGCUUUCUGAUAAGGAGCAAGCAGGUCUUCAGCGGGGCACGGAAUUCCUGAAAACAGGAGCAGCAUAUUCGAUGGAGCACGGUACAAGACCUAGUACAAUCGGAAUCGUGCUGGGUUCCAGCCCGCUCGCAUUAUUGGGGUGGAUAGGGGAAAAGCUCCUGUCAUGGACAGAUGUGCCGCUGUCUAUGGACGAGAUUUUGCGUUCUGUGACCUUGUAUUGGUUUACAGAGUCGAUGGGGAGGGGGAUUUAUCAGUAUCGGACUUUGGCCAUGAAAACGAACACUCCAUACCUGACAAAACCCGUUGGUUAUUCGUACUUUCCCGGGGAGAUCGUUCCCACGCCAACGGCUUGGGUAAAAUACUCGUUGGGCAAUGUAGUGUUUCAUAGGGAGCAUGACAAGAAUAAUAAAAGCCCCCUCCUGCCGCAGUUUUGGUCAUGUCAUAUUCUUAAUGGAUGGCUAAUCAUAGCUACCAUUUGCGUUCUCUGCGGCUCUUUCCAGGGAGGGCAUUUCGCUGCAUGGGAACUGCCAGAAUUGUUUAUGGAAGAUGUGGAGAAGUUUGUUUCGGUCGCUUGGAAAUAA
Messenger RNA from Paracoccidioides brasiliensis Pb18, 1299 nucleotides. RefSeq lists its product as uncharacterized. The transcript has 6 exons. Gene Ontology annotation, biological process: epoxide metabolic process. Gene Ontology annotation, molecular function: epoxide hydrolase activity. The record is from RefSeq and is a predicted model, not a curated record. Bases 1 to 1299 code for a protein of 432 amino acids.